CAUUGCCCUCCGACCCCCUCUCACUUCCUCUCACGAGCGCGACGAGAGCGAGGGAGAACAGCGAGGAGGAGAGCACUGGACGUGACCAUGUUGGAGAGGAUGGUGGAGCUCGGGAAAAAGGACGGGUGAGCAGCGAGGGCACCCUGAGGAGGCGGCGGUGGGCAUGGAGAUGACGAGGUGUGAUCAGUGCCAGCAGACGGACGCUCAUCAGUUGUUUCUUUUUCUUAAUAGCAGCAAAGUGAGUAGUUGCAUCCACAGGAAUCACUGAGGUGAGGACUAUUUUCUAGACUAUUGGAGGACAAAACCACAGUUUUAUUGUUGAUUUUUAGUUGUGGUUGUUAAAGGCUCGGAGAUGGCGGACCCAAACAAGAGAGGCGGGAGUGAUGGAGGUGAACCUGGAGACAAGCGUGUGGCCGAGGACGAGGACAAGCGGGCCAAAGACGAACACAACAAGCUGGAGAAGGAGAGCGGGCAAGUGGUGGCGCCGAGCAGGGACGUGAAGCGGGUCAAGCGGCGUCCUCCGUGGAAGAGCGGCUUGGCCCUGAGCGAGCGCCUGGCCAUCAACGUGUCGGGGAUGCGUUACGAGACACAGCUGCGCACUCUGGCUCAGUACCCCGACUCCCUGCUGGGAAACGCCCGCAAACGUCUUCGCUACUUCGACCCGGCCCGGAAUGAGCUCUUCCUGGACAGGAGCCGGGUCUGCUUCGACGCCAUCCUGUACUUCUACCAGUCGGGAGGGAGACUGCGAAGGCCCGCCAACGUGCCCUUGGACAUGUUUCUGGACGAGCUUCGCUUCUACGAGCUGGGGGAGGACAUCCUGGACCGCUUCAAAGAGGACGAAGGCUUCCCAAAGGAGGAGGAGAGACCUCUCCCCAGCGGCGACCUGCAGCGACGCCUCUGGAUGCUCUUUGAGUACCCAGAGUCCUCCAGUGCUGCUCGCAUCAUUGCCAUCGUCAGCGUCCUGGUCAUCAUCAUCUCCAUUCUCAUCUUCUGCCUGGAGACUCUGCCCGAGUUCAGGAACGAGAGGGAACAGAGGGAGAGAUUCACCAGCAUUCUUCACCCUGCGGUGGCCAACGAUAGCGUCGUGAACCCUCCGACCUUCGCUCCCUUCCAGGACCCCUUCUUCAUCGUGGAGACCAUCUGCAUCUGCUGGUUCUCCUUUGAGCUCAUCAUGCGCUUCACCUGCUCCCCCAGCAAGAUGCACUUCUUCAAGGACGUCAUGAACACCAUCGACUUCUUCGCCAUCAUUCCCUACUUUGUCACGCUGGGCACGGAGCUGGCCAAGGACAAGGGGGCGCAGCCCUCCGUGUCGCUGGCCCUCAUCAGGGUCAUCCGGCUGGUGAGGGUCUUCAGGAUCUUCAAGCUGUCUCGCCACUCAAAGGGUCUCCAGAUCCUGGGCCAGACUCUUAAAGCCAGCCUGCGCGAGCUGGCCUUGCUCAUCUUCUUCCUCUUCAUCGGGGUCAUCCUCUUCUCCAGCGCCGUCUACUUUGCAGAGGUGGACCGCCCGGACACGGCCUUCACCAGCAUCCCCGAGGCCUUCUGGUGGGCCGUGGUGUCCAUGACGACGGUCGGCUACGGAGACAUGUACCCAGAGACUGUGGGCGGGAAGCUGGUGGGCUCCAUGUGCGCAAUCGCCGGGGUGCUCACCAUCUCUCUGCCCGUGCCGGUCAUCGUGUCCAACUUCAGCUACUUCUACCACCGAGAGAUGGAGCGAGUGGACACCACAGAGUACCACCAUGUCCCCGCCUCCCUCUGGGAGAAGGACAUCCAGGACGACGAUGAUGAUGAUGAAGAGGGAGACGAAGGGCCUGAGGACACAGAGGAGCACGCGCCGCUGUACGAAAGGAACAGCAAAGCACUGGGAGAUCUGAGCGGGAUGAACUUUCUCCUCAGAGAACCUCUGGUCACUCAGGUGUGACGAACUACAGAGGAAGAGACGCUAAAGUAGAGGAGACCCACAUGGACGUUGCCAACCUGCAAUCUCCCUCAUGAAGGUCAAUUUGAGGAGUUGUGAAAACUUGUAUUUGAUUGGCGGAGUUUCCUUGCCUGGUUUACGUGUAAGAAGUGCUGUAGUCUUUGUGAAUGAGUG
This is a messenger RNA of Dunckerocampus dactyliophorus (ringed pipefish), 2089 nucleotides long. It is a transcript of the gene kcna7, whose product is annotated as potassium voltage-gated channel, shaker-related subfamily, member 7. Gene Ontology annotation, biological process: potassium ion transmembrane transport; protein homooligomerization. Gene Ontology annotation, cellular component: membrane; voltage-gated potassium channel complex. The record is from RefSeq and is a predicted model, not a curated record. Lineage: Eukaryota; Metazoa; Chordata; Actinopteri; Syngnathiformes; Syngnathidae. Bases 353 to 1918 code for a protein of 521 amino acids. Gene Ontology annotation, molecular function: protein binding; delayed rectifier potassium channel activity. The transcript has 3 exons.